AUGUAUUUGAUCCAAUUGGUACAAAAAAAAAUUGAAAUAAAAUAUUUAAUAAAUUAUUAUUCUAAUUUAAAAGAAUCAUUAGUUGAAUGUUAUUAUCUAGAAAAACUUGGAUUUAAUUUACCUGAAUCAAUUAUACAAAUAAAAUUACAAUAUUCUAAAUAUGAACAAUUAUCAAAUGAACUUCGUUCAAUGCUUGAAGAUUAUCAUUUAACUAAAGCAUCAUUUGAUACUAUUGAAGUAUCACUUCUUCAAUCUUAUAUCAAUCAUAUUCAAAUAAUUAUUAAACCAGGAACAUCAAGAAUAUCAUUUGGUGAAAUUGGUAAUCUUGAUUACGUCAAUGAAUUAACACUUUAUAGGUCAUCCGGUCAACCAUCAUCAUCAUCAAAAGUAAUUAAAGCAGCAGGUAAAGAAGAUCAACUAGGUGAUAUUUUGAAUUUAACUCAACGGACUUUUAACAUAUCCAAUAUUCCGACUUGGUUAACAAUUGAUGAAAUUAAACAAGCAUUUAGUCAAUAUAAUAUUAAAGAAAUUAUAGUACCAACGGAUAAUCUAGAUCGUCAAUUUGGCACCGCCUUUAUUGUUUUUGCCAAUAUUCAAGCUGUUACUGAAUUUCUAGAAAAUAUAUCCGGUGAAAAUAAAUAUUUAUACUCAUCGUAA
This is a messenger RNA of Rotaria sp. Silwood2, 657 nucleotides long. The record is from the annotation of a GenBank genome assembly. Lineage: Eukaryota; Metazoa; Rotifera; Eurotatoria; Philodinida; Philodinidae.